GGUAAGAUGGCGGCGGUGCUGGAGGUGGAGAUUGGCGGCCCCGUCGAGCGGGACGUGGAGGAGGUUGAUCUAUCACGACUGUCCCCCGAAGAGAGAUGGAGGGUCGAGCAUGCUCGGAUGCACGCCAAGCACCGUGGCCAUGAGGCCAUGCAUGCCGAAAUGGUCCUCAUCCUCAUUGCCACGCUAGUGGUUGCACAGCUCCUCUUGGUACAGUGGAAACAGAGACAUCCUCGCUCCUACAAUAUGGUGACCCUCUUCCAGAUGUGGGUUGUUCCCCUUUAUUUCACGGCGAAGCUGCACUGGUGGCGAUUCCUGGUGAUCUGGGUCCUCUUCUCUGCUGUCACGGCCUUUGUCACUUUCAGAGCAACUCGUAAACCUCUUGUGCAGACGACUCCAAGACUGGUCUAUAAAUGGUUUCUGCUGAUAUACAAGAUCAGCUAUGCCACUGGAAUUGUUGGGUACAUGGCUGUAAUGUUCACUCUUUUUGGUCUUAACUUAUUAUUCAGAAUCAAACCCGAAGAUGCAAUGGAUUUUGGUGUUUCCCUCCUGUUCUACGGCCUUUAUUACGGAGUACUUGAGAGGGACUUUGCUGAAAUGUGUGCGGAUUACAUGGCAUCAACCAUAGGGUUUUACAGCGCAUCAGGAAUGCCAACGAAGCACCUUUCUGACAGCGUCUGCGCCGUGUGUGGCCAACAGAUCUUUGUAGAUGUCAACGAAGAAGGGAUCAUAGAGAACACAUACAGGCUUUCCUGCAAUCAUGUAUUCCACGAGUUCUGCAUCCGAGGCUGGUGCAUCGUUGGGAAGAAACAGACGUGUCCAUACUGCAAAGAGAAGGUGGAUCUCAAGAGAAUGUUCAGUAACCCCUGGGAAAGGCCCCAUGUCAUGUACGGGCAGCUGCUCGACUGGCUACGCUACCUGGUGGCCUGGCAACCCGUUAUCAUUGGACUGGUACAAGGUAUCAACUACAUCCUGGGGCUGGAAUAAAUGCUGAGCGGCCAGCAAGCCGGGGACAUCACAGCAGGACUUCGACAGCAGUGGCGGAGGGCAGCAGCUGGCCAGGAAGACUUGCUUGUAUCAUUCACCUCUCAGGAUCUUACACGCCCACAACACGUCUCCGGGGACUAAGGGAAAGACUUGGCGCUGGCCAGCUCCCAGCAAAGCGGGUUUAUGCUGGGGUGGGGGAAGGGUAUUCUUUUUUAAAACAAUUAUUUUAAUGAGCGUAUUUAAAACUUUAUAUUGCAGAUUAAAAAGGAAAUUAAUGUUUGUCCCACUUCCCUCCUCCA
This is a messenger RNA of Emys orbicularis (European pond turtle), 1283 nucleotides long. RefSeq names its product ring finger protein 121 (gene RNF121). Gene Ontology annotation, cellular component: endoplasmic reticulum membrane; Golgi membrane. Gene Ontology annotation, molecular function: metal ion binding; ubiquitin protein ligase activity. The coding region runs from base 7 to 984 and encodes 325 amino acids. The transcript has 9 exons. The record is from RefSeq and is a predicted model, not a curated record. Lineage: Eukaryota; Metazoa; Chordata; Testudines; Emydidae.